AGGGGAAAAACCAUAGAGUCUUGGCAGCCGAUAAGAGGAAGAGAGAGUGGCCUCCAUAUGCCCGAUGUCCUAGAGGCGGCUGGGCCAGAGGUGGUCGCACAAAGGGAUCCCCGGGAGGCCGCUCCAGCCUCUGUCGACCAUAGAGAUGCGGCUCCCGCCUGCCCUGGGCUGGGUGCUCCUACCUGACGUUGUGGACGCUGUCAUUGCCUCCAUUUUACAGAUAGGAAAGCUGAGGCCCAGAGAAGCGAGGCAACUGUAUCUCUCCAAGUCAUCGCGCAUUUAAGAGGCCAAAACACGCAAGUUGCUGGUGAUGACAGACCCUGUGUUGGACUCACAGCCAACCAACAGCACUGGGGAGAUGGAUGGACUGUGCCCUGAGAUAUUGCUGAUCCCUCCACCUCUCUCUAACCGUGGAAUCUUGGAGCCCAUUCAGAGCCCCUGUCCUUCUGGGGACACCACACCUUUGCCUACUGAUCCAGGCUGCCUGCUGGUAGAGGCCACAGCAACUGAAGAGGACCCAGGGAACAUGGAGAUCAUUGUGGAAACAGUAGCUGGAACCUUGUCCCCAGGUGCUCCUGGAGAGACCCCAGGUGUCCUGGUAAAAGUGGUGGAGGUGUACUUCUGUGAGCGCUGUGAACAGAGCUUCGCAGAGCCCACUCUGCUGGCCCUGCACCAGUGCAGUGAGACCCAUAUACAACCAGUGCAGGGCCUCUCUAGCCCCUCGUGCUCUGUAGAGCUGCCCCCUAGCAACCUUAACCUCCCUGGCUCUCUGCAGGGCCAGAGCCCGCUAGAUAGCCCCUUGCCAUGCCCUGUAUGUAGACAGGAGUUUGCCCAACCCCAGGCCCUGAAGAGCCACUUCAAGAUUCACCGGGGCACUCCUGACACCUUCUCCUGCCCAGAAUCUGGCUGUGUGUUCUCUGCUGAAGAUCGCAAGGGUCUGCAGCAUCACCUGAGGCAGACCCACAGAGCAGUUCCUGUGCCCUGUUCUUUCCGCGGCUGCCCUUUGCUUUUCGGUAGCCAGCAGGGCAUGGAGCUGCACCGGCAGGGCCAUUACCCUUUCCACUGCAGCCAUUGCAGCUUCAUGGGCUCCAACGUCAAACUCUUCCGGCAGCAUCAGUGGAGCCAUGGGGCCGGGACACAGGAACAACAUUCUGCCGUUCAGGGCCUUUCAUCUCAGGAGCUGCUGCCAGCUCCCAAACUGCCUCCAGGAGAGGGAGAACCUUCAGAGGAAGCAGGUACAACCUUGCCUGGGCAGGAGUCAGCUGAAGAGGAGGACGUAGAAGAAGAGGAGAAGAGUGAGACCCAGAAGGACUCCCAGAAGGCCUUGGACAAAGGCCAAGGGGCUCAGCAUUUAGAAGGGGAUGUUGCUUCAGGUACUGAGUCCCUCUUCAAGACCCACAUGUGUCCAGAGUGCAAACGCUGCUUUAAGAAGCGGACCCAUCUGAUGGAGCACCUGCAUCUCCACUUCCCAGACCCCAGCCUCCAGUGCCCCAACUGCCAGAAGUUCUUUACCAGUAAGAGCAAGCUCAAGACCCAUCUACUGCGAGAGCUGGGUGAGAAGGCCCACCACUGCCCACUGUGCCACUACAGUGCAGUGGAAAGGAAUGCACUCAACCGCCACAUGGCCAGCAUGCAUGAGGAUAUUUCCAACUUCUACUCAGACACCUAUGCCUGUCCUGUCUGCCGUGAGGAAUUCCGCCUCAGCCAGGCCCUCAAGGAGCACCUCAAGAGCCACACAGCAGCAGCUGCAGCAGAACCAUUACCCCUUCGCUGCUUUGAAGAGGGCUGCAACUAUGCAGCACCCGACCGCAAAGCCUUUGUAAAGCACCUGAAGGAGACCCACGGAAUGCGGGCUGUGGAGUGCCGCCAUCACUCAUGUCCCAUGCUGUUUGCCACAGCCGAAGCCAUGGAGGCCCACCACAAGAGCCACUAUGCCUUCCACUGCCCCCACUGUGACUUCGCCUGUUCCAAUAAGCAUCUGUUCCGUAAACACAAAAAGCAGGGCCACCCUGGCAGUGAAGAGCUGCGCUGUACCUUCUGCCCCUUUGCCACCUUCAACCCUGUGGCCUAUCAGGACCAUGUAGGCAAGAUGCAUGCUCAUGAAAAGAUCCACCAGUGCCCUGAGUGCAACUUUGCCACUGCCCACAAGAGGGUGCUCAUCCGACACAUGCUGCUUCAUACCGGUGAGAAACCUCAUAAGUGUGAGCUGUGUGACUUCACAUGCCGAGAUGUGAGCUAUCUAUCCAAGCACAUGCUGACCCACUCUAACACCAAAGAUUACAUGUGCACUGAAUGUGGCUAUGUCACCAAAUGGAAGCACUACCUCCGUGUGCACAUGCGAAAACACACAGGGGACCUCAGAUACCAGUGCAACCAGUGCUCCUAUCGCUGCCACCGGGCUGAUCAGCUGAGCAGCCACAAGCUGCGGCACCAGGGCAAGUCUCUGAUGUGUGAGGUGUGUGCCUUCGCCUGCAAGCGAAAGUAUGAGCUGCAGAAGCACAUGGCUUCCCAGCACCACCCUGGCACACCAACCCCAAUUUACCCCUGCCACUACUGCAGCUAUCAGAGCCGCCACAAGCAAGCCCUGUUGAGCCAUGAGAACUGCAAGCAUACCCGCCUCCGUGAGUUCCAUUGUGCCCUCUGUGACUAUCGCACCUUCAGCAAUACCACCCUCUUAUUCCACAAGCGCAAGGCCCAUGGCUAUGUACCUGGGGACCAGCUCUGGCAGCUACGCUAUGCCAGCCAGGAGCCAGAGGGGACCAGGCAGUGCCCAACACCCCCACCGGACUCAGAGCCCUCAAGCCAGCUGUCUGCCCAACCUGAGGGGCCAGGCCAUGAUCCUGGGUCUGUAAUAGACUCCAGCGUGGACCAGUCCCUGCCAGAGACAACUGAGGAGGUCAACACUGAGAAUCAGGAUGGCAGUGAACCUCCCCAUGGGGAUGACCUGGUUGGCAACCCCAGCCCAGCGGAGGUAGAGGAGGGUGAGGGCAGCUGCACACUACACCUAGAGGCCCUGGGAGUAGAGCUGGAACCUAUGGCUGAGCCACCUCUUGAGGAAAUCACUGAAACAGCCCCUGUAGAAUUCAGGCCCCUGGAUUCCUCAGGGCCUCUGGGAUUGGAAGGACCAGAGCUGUCCAGCUUUGAAGGUGUUAGGACUUCAAGCUUGGGUGCUGAAGAAAAUCCCAUUCUGGAGAAGCCAGUCUCUGAGCCCCCUAGAAAUCCUCCAUCCUCAGAGGAGGCCUCUAAUAGCUGGGUGGGAACAUUCAAGGCAACUCCACCUGCUGAGACAGCACCCUUGCCCCCAUUCCCUGAGUCAGAAUCAUUACUCAAGGCCCUAAGGAGGCAGGACAAAGAACAAGCAGAGGCACUGGUACUGGAGGGGCGGGUGCAGAUGGUAGUGAUCCAGGGGGAGGGACGAGCUUUCCGUUGCCCACAUUGCCCUUUUAUCACUCGCCGGGAGAAGGCCCUGAAUUUGCACUCCAGGACUGGGUGUCAGGUCCGCCGAGAGCCCCUGCUGUGUCCUGAGUGUGGGGCUCGCUUCAAGCAACAACGUGGCCUCAGCACCCAUCUGCUAAAGAAGUGCCCUGUUCUGCUCAGAAAGAGCAAAGGCUUGCUCAGACCAGAUUCUCCCAUCCCACUGCAUCCUCUGCUCCCAGGUGCCCAGGCCUCAGAGGACACAGAAAGCGGGAAGCCCCCACCUAUACCACUGGAAGUAGAGCUACUGCUUCCAAAAGAUGCUCCUUUGGAGCUUCCCAGGGAGCCAGAAGAAAUAGAGAAGCCUCUUGUCACACUCUCUAGCUCCCCAGUCCCUCCUACAGGAAACUCCUCACCCACAGAGACCCCUGAGAAGUACCACUUUGAGCAGGGCAAGUUUCACUGCAACUCAUGCACGUUCCUUUGUUCUCGGCUCUCCUCUAUUACCUCCCAUGUAGCUGAAGGCUGCCGUAGGGGGCAUGGUGGGGGAGGAAAGCGAGGGGCCUCCCAGACCCAACCUGUUCUGUCCCCCUUGAGCAAUAGAGAUUCCACUCCCCUGAGCAAUGGGAGUACAGAGUCCAGCCCCAGUGAUGGGGACACAGCUGUAGUUCAAAAGCAGAAGGGAGCUCGCUUCUCCUGCCCCACAUGUCCCUUUAGCUGCCAGCAGGAACGGGCUCUGAGGACUCACCAGACCCGGGGCUGCCCCCUUGAGGAUUCUGGAGAGCUGCACUGUGGCCUCUGCCCGUUCACUGCUCCUGCUGCUGCUGCCCUGAGACUCCACCAGAAGCGGAAGCACCCCACUGCAGCCUCAGCCCGCGGCCCCCGACCCCCUCUGCAGUGUGAGGACUGUGGCUUCACCUGUAAACAGAGCCGUUGUAUGCAGCAGCACCGGCGGCUCAAGCAUGAGGGGGUGAAGCCACAUCAGUGUCCUUUCUGUGACUUUUCCACUACCAGACGGUACCGGUUAGAAGCCCACCAAUCCCGACACACAGGUGUUGGCCGCAUCCCCUGCAGCUCUUGCCCCCAGACAUUUGGUACCAACUCAAAACUACGCUUGCACCGGCUAAGGGUACAUGACAAAACACCCACUCACUUCUGUCCACUUUGUGACUAUAGUGGCUAUCUUCGCCAUGACAUCACUCGCCAUGUCAACAGCUGCCACCAAGGUACCCCAGCUUUUGCCUGCUCCCAGUGUGAGGCCCAGUUCAGCUCAGAGACAGCACUUAAGCAGCAUGCUCUGCGCCGACACCCCGAGCCUACACACCCUGCCCCUGGCUCUCCUGCAGAGGCCACUGAGGGACCCCUGCACUGCUCCCACUGUGGGUUGCUAUGCCCCAGCCCUGCUAGCCUGCGAGGACACACCCGUAAACAGCACCCACGGCUUGAGUGUGGGGCCUGUCAGGAGACCUUCCCUAGCCGACCAGCACUGGAUGAGCACCGGAGGCAGCAACAUUUCAGCCACCGCUGCCAGCUCUGUGACUUUGCAGCCCGGGAGCGGGUGGGCCUAGUGAAGCACUACCUGGAGCAGCAUGAGGAGACUUCAGCAGUGGCAGCAACCUCAGAUGGGGAUGGAGAUGCUAGCCAGCCCCUUCUGCGCUGCCCCUUUUGUGACUUUGCCUGCCGCCAUCAGCUAGUGCUAGAUCACCAUGUGAAAGGGCAUGGGGGUACCCGUCUCUAUAAGUGUACUGACUGUGCCUACAGCACCAAGAACCGGCAGAAGAUCACCUGGCACAGCCGUAUCCACACUGGGGAAAAGCCUUACCAUUGUCACCUCUGUCCCUAUGCCUGUGCUGAUCCCUCUCGCCUCAAGUACCACAUGCGGAUCCACAAGGAGGAACGGAAGUACUUGUGCCCUGAGUGUGGCUACAAGUGCAAGUGGGUUAACCAGCUCAAGUACCACAUGACCAAACACACAGGAUUGAAGCCAUAUCAGUGUCCUGAGUGUGAGUACUGCACCAACCGGGCUGACGCACUGCGUGUGCACCAAGAGACACGGCACCGGGAAGCACGGGCCUUCAUGUGUGAGCAGUGUGGCAAGGCCUUCAAGACGCGCUUCCUGCUGCGUACCCAUCUUCGCAAGCACAGUGAGGCCAAACCCUAUGUGUGCAACGUGUGCCACCGUGCUUUCCGCUGGGCCGCGGGCCUGCGCCAUCAUGCCCUCACCCACACCGACCGCCACCCCUUCUUUUGCCGCCUUUGCAGUUACAAGGCCAAGCAGAAAUUCCAGGUGGUCAAGCAUGUGCGCAGGCACCACCCUGACCAAGCUGACCCAAAUCAGGGUGUGGGCAAAGACCCUACCACCCCUACAGUGCACCUGCAUGAUGUGCAGCUGGAGGAUCCUAGCCCUCCUGUUCCUGCCGCUCUACCCACUGGACCUGAGGGCUGAGCGCCUACCUCACCUCCUGGACAGCAAGAGGAUGUGGUCCAAGAUGUGUAAACUGGGACCAGAGCUGGCCUGAGGAGCUCAGGGCCUACGAAAGGACUGGCUUUGGGGUAUCAGGGUGACUGGAAACCUCCUGGAACUCUAGCUAUAGUACUUUGAAAUUAACGGCUAUAUAAGAGAGAGACAUGGAUCACAACAUUGAUUUCUUGUUGAGGCAUACUGUGUUUAAACCUGUGAGUUCCCAGUUUCUUCACCAUCACUCCAUCAUAGUCCCUGGCUAUAAGAACUUGGUUUUACCCACUCUGUCUUCUCUUCCCUUCUUAUUGUGUCAAGUACUAUUUUCUUUUAGCAUCUUCAAAACAGCUGUAUCUAACUGCGUGUGCUAUUGUGCCUAAUGCUCUAUAAAGCAUGUUAAACAGAGAA
This is a messenger RNA of Microcebus murinus (gray mouse lemur), 6280 nucleotides long. RefSeq names its product zinc finger protein 142 (gene ZNF142). Gene Ontology annotation, biological process: positive regulation of transcription by RNA polymerase II. NCBI's taxonomy places the organism in Eukaryota, Metazoa, Chordata, Mammalia, Primates, Cheirogaleidae. Gene Ontology annotation, cellular component: nucleus. The record is from RefSeq and is a predicted model, not a curated record.